Molecule: messenger RNA, 748 nt
Organism: Syzygium oleosum
Lineage: Eukaryota; Viridiplantae; Streptophyta; Magnoliopsida; Myrtales; Myrtaceae
Exons: 2
Coding region: 146-748 (200 amino acids)
Source: RefSeq, a predicted model, not a curated record
UCGCUAGACGUCGAUCGCACGCUCCCAUCCUCCUCUGCCUCCGCCUCCGUCUCCGCCUUCGCCUCCUUCCGUCCAGAUUUCCAUUGAAGUCGCGACCGCCGCCGAGCGAUUUCCAUCGCUUCCCAGUUUGAAGAAUCCACCAAUCAUGGGCUCGAUCGUCGCCGGAGGAGAAGACACCGAUUGGAGCGGCGUCGCGACGAGCUGGACCGUCUCAGCCGGCCGUCUCGCCGACUCGGUGACCGUCGAGUCGCCUCUUUCUCCGAUCGAUGACGGCGCGGUCGGCUCAGCUCCGCGAGCUCCUCUCCUCCUGCGCCCUCCCUUGCCCGAUCGCAACCCGUGCGAGAUCACUGUUAGUUUCGCUCAGCGACACGAGGUGCGCCAAGUUUAUGUCCGAAGCACUGCUCGAGUUUACGAGAUAUACUACGCCCCCAAGCAGCGGGCGGGCAAUGAGUAUCUCUGUACGGUUCGAUGCGGCAUUGUAGUUAGGGACGAAGUUUCUGAUGGGGAUGUUCCUCAAGCAGCUAAUCUUGCUUCUCGUGGGGACUCGAUGGAUGAGUUUGCCGAAGAAAGAUCCAAAAAUGAGAUUAAUUUGAAUGCUGGUGAAGACGAUUGGGUUGAAGUGAAGGCGCCCGGUACUUCAUUUGAAACCAAUACAAAUGUCGCUACAUCUUUGAAGUCCUCUAGAUGUAGCUUCCUUUCCUUUUCUUAUUUUAUCGUCUCGUGUCCUAUAGUUGAUUCUGAGCUAUGA